ACAAAGGAAACAAAGAGAAUCUGCUCACACAAAAGGAAAAAAAUAAAAAUAAUAAGAAAUAAAAUAGGAAACACUGUGGGCGGUAGCCCAGAGAGGAAAAUCCAGCAAAUAAUCAAAACCCUAGCUCCUCUCUGGCAAUUUUGCUCAAAUUCUACAUAAAAUAACUGGAUUGGGCCUCGCCAAUUACGGUUCUAUCUGCAAUUCUCAAUAUGAACAAGUUGGGUAGAGGGCAGCGUGAGAAGGUGCAGCAGUUCGUGUCGAUUACAGGGGCAAGCGAAAAGGUUGCUAUUCAGGCACUGAUGUCCAGUGAUUGGCAGUUUGAAGGAGCAUUCGACAUAUUUUACAGCCACCCUCAUGUCAAGUCAGUUGCUGAUACGAGACAUUUAGAGGAGCUUUACAAUAGAUACAAAGAUCCCUAUGCUGAUAUGAUUUUGGCUGAUGGGAUCACUCUGUUAUGCAGCGAUCUUCAGGUUGAUCCGCAAGACAUUGUUAUGUUGGUGGUCUCAUGGCAUAUGAAGGCUGCUACAAUGUGUGAAUUCUCAAAGCAAGAGUUUAUUGGUGGUUUACAAUCACUAGGGAUAGAUUCACUGGAGAAGUUCAGAGAAAGAAUAUCUUUCAUGCGUUCCGAACUGAAAGAUGAAAAUAAGUUUUGGGAGAUCUAUAAUUACGCAUUUGGAUGGGCGAAAGAGAAGGGUCAGAAGUCUUUGGCAUUGGAUACUGCGAUUGGAAUGUGGCAGUUGCUAUUUGCGGAAAAGCAGUGGCCAUUAGUUGAUCACUGGUGCCAAUUCUUGCAGGCACGGCAUAACAAAGCGAUUUCUCGUGAUACCUGGUCCCAGCUACUGGAGUUUGCUCGGACAGUGGAUCCUGCAUUGUCGAACUAUGAUCCGGAUGGCGCUUGGCCCUAUUUGAUAGACGAAUUUGUCGAUUACUUGGCCGAAAACGGUGUAAUGCAGAAGGGCAAGAUGAGUGAUUGGAGCUACAAACAAUGACUGAUUUACCCUUGUUUGUCGUUAACUUGUUUGUUCUUCAUUUUCUCUUUAGAUUGACUUGUAAAAUUGAUAAAAGAAUAGAACAGAAAAAAACUAUUGGGAGUUCAUGGUAAAACAUUAUCCAAUUGUUGUGUAAAAAUUGUGGGGGGCUUGUUUUGAAAUCAUACAUUGAUAUUCUGACAUCUUUCUUCCUUUGUUCACAAUAUCUGUUUAUUUUAUUUCGUUUAUA
Striga asiatica is the source of this 1218-nucleotide messenger RNA. The record is from the annotation of a GenBank genome assembly. NCBI's taxonomy places the organism in Eukaryota, Viridiplantae, Streptophyta, Magnoliopsida, Lamiales, Orobanchaceae.